GGUCUGCUUUUUCCCAGUAGCGGGUAGUGCCACAGCCCAGCCUCCCAGAGCAAACUAUCCAAUACUUCCCAGAUGACUAGUGCUCUUGCCGCUGUGGACACCUCUGUGAUGACAGGCUAAAAGAAUCAGACUUUACCGGCCUGGCCGGUAUUUUAAGAGGAGUAGGCCCCAAAACAGCGCUGCUCUCCGGCUUCUGAUUGCCUGCUCCGGCCAGCCGGGGAAGAGCGACCGCAACAGGGACGCCACAGAAGUGCUUCGCCUUCGCCGCCGCCCCCCAUCCCCAUCCCGGCUUUUCUUUCCUCCCUCCUCCCUCGGCGGCGAAGGAAAGGGAGGGAGGGGGAAAAAAGCAACCGGAAAGGAAGAGCUGAGUGAGAAAGUGGAGGCGCCGCCGCCGCCGCGGACGGGCCCUUUGGAGGCAGGCCGGCCGCUCUCCCUUAAGCCGGCUCCCAAGGCCCGAGCUCUCCCCUCCGCAGCGGCGCCGCUUGGUUUCGCCCGCGCCCUGCCAUGUUGGAUUGGACCGCCGGAGCCGGGGUGAAGUUGGAAGUUUAGAGGAGCUCGUCAGGGAGGAGGAGGAGGAAGGCGGCGGCGAAGAAAAGGCUGAGGAGGGCGAAUUCCCGUCCCUUCCCCUCCUCCCUCGCCAGAGCCUGCCGGGAGUUCGUCCGCCACCGCCCGCCCUGUCUCCGGUUGCCGCCCCGAUGCUGCUCCUGCUGGGCUGAGAGCUCCGUUGCCUCCUCCUUCCUCCUCAGAAGGGACGCCGGGCCCGACCCCGAGAGGAGCCAGCGCUGACGACGAGCCAGAGUCUUCAGGAGCGACCGGAGGAGGAGGAGGAGGAAGCAGCAGCAGCAGGGGCCGUGGUGGUGGUGGUGGUCGUGGGAAUCCCGGCCUGGCCCCGCCGGCGGCCGCGAUGAACAACAACAACCAGCAGCAGCAGCCCCCGCCGCCCCGGCGGGUCACCAACGUGGGCUCCAUGCUCCUCACCCCGCAAGAGAACGAGAGCCUCUUCGGUUUCCUCGGCAAGAAAUGCGUGACAAUGUGCUCUGCAGUUAUUCAGAUUUAUGCAGCAGAUCGCAAUGCCAUGUGGUCAAAGAAGUGCUGUGGCGUAGCUUGCCUUGUAAAAGACAAUCCACAAAGGUCAUAUUUUAUCAGAGUAUAUGAUAUCAAGGAUGGAAAACAAUUGUGGGAACAAGAAUUGUAUAAUAAUUUUGUAUAUAAUAGUCCUAGAGCAUAUUUUCAUACCUUCGCUGGAGAUACGUGUCAGGUGGGUCUUAAUUUUGCUAAUGAAGAAGAAGCUAAAAAAUUCCAAAAGACAGUAACUGACUUACUUGGCCGACGGCAACGGAAAUCUGAGAAAAGGAGAGAUCUACCAAAUGGUCCAAGUCUACCAAUGGCAACUGUUGACAUCAAAAAUCCAGAAAUCACCACUAAUAGAUUUUAUAGUUCACAAGUAAACAAUAUCUCAUAUACCAAAGAGAAGAAAAAAGGAAAAGCAAAAAAGAAGAGGUUGACAAAAGCAGAUAUUGGAACUCCAAGCAAUUUCCAACACAUUGGACAUGUUGGCUGGGACCCAAACACAGGUUUUGAUGUUAACAAUUUGGAUCCAGAAUUGAAAAACCUGUUUGAUAUGUGUGGGAUUUCAGAGGCUCAGCUGAAAGACAAAGAAACAUCCAAGGUUAUAUAUGAUUUUAUUGAAAAAACAGGAGGAGUGGAAGCUGUCAAAAAUGAGUUACGUAGGCAAGCUCCACCACCACCUCCACCCUCUAGGGGUGGUCCUCCUCCCCCUCCCCCUCCCCCACCACAUAGCUCAGGGCCACCUCCUCCUCCUGCUAGAGGUAGAGGAGCUCCACCACCACCACCUUCAAGAGCUCCAACAGCAGCGCCACCUCCCCCACCUCCUUGCACNCCUCCUGGUCCUCCACCACCACCUGGUCUUCCAGUGGAAGUUGACCAUCAGCUUCCAGCUCCUUCAGGAAAUAAAGCAGCUCUCUUAGAUCAAAUCAGAGAAGGUGCUCAAUUAAAAAAAGUAGAACAAAACAGUCGUCCAGUGUCCUGCUCGGGAAGAGAUGCGCUACUUGAUCAAAUACGACAGGGUAUACAGUUGAAGGCUGUAUCUGAUGGCCAGGAAACUGCACCACCGACGCCUGCACCCACUUCAGGUAUUGUGGGGGCAUUAAUGGAAGUUAUGCAGAAAAGAAGCAAAGUCAUUCAUUCUUCAGAUGAAGAUGAGGAUGAAGAAGAUGAGGAAGACUUUGAAGAUGAUGAUGAAUGGGAUGACUGAUCAAUAUAUUAUAUCAUAUAUAUAUAUAUUUUUAAGGUGAAAUUCUAAACUACUUUCUGUCUAUGGAUUCUUUAAGAUGAUCAUGUAAAUGUUCUACCAAUUUGCUGUAUAUUUUUGUUGCCUUUUGCUUUUUUAUUAAUCUGUGCAAUACCUCAUUUAAUCUGUAAAGGUUUGUCAUAAUCCUAUACAAAGCUACUCCCAAUUUAAUGUGUACAAGUUUACAUCAAGUUUCUCAGUGUACAUGUGAAUACUUUCCAUUCCAUCAGUAAGGGAGUUUUAAUGUAACAUGUGAGAUUGACAAACACACCUUAAAUUGUAUUUAGUUAUAAUGCAAGAAGGAAAACACUAUUUUCAUACCCUACUUUUUCUGUAUCUAAAUUUUCUUAUUAAAACCUAGUAUAGCACUAUGUUCUUUAACAAAAUGCAGCUUCUGUCCCUUCAUCUUGGAAACUGUGCUACAUGAAUGAGGCUGAUAAAGCAGAUGAACAAUCUCUGCUCAUAACACUGCAGUUCAAGUUUAGCAUUUAAGCUAUUCAUAAACAGCAAAAAUCAGUGGUCAUGAAAAUGUUUCCCUGAUUCUGGAGCAGUGUUCCUUGCUAUUGGAAGAGUUUUUACCCUUGAAUGCUGAACAGAGUCACAUCCCAGAUGGUCACUGUGUGUGACCUUUUUGAUGUAAACUACAUUAACUGCAUUUUGCCACCUGCCCUUAUCAGUGAAGAAGGGUCUACGUUUAUGGCAACUGCUGCAGUCAACUUAUUUAUUUUUAUAUAAUGUGGGUUUUUUUACUGAAGGGCUGUGGUUAAUGCUUCUUCUGAAUAAUAAUGGAUUUAAAUUAAUUUGUAAAUGUGUAGGGCAUCAGUAAACUAAUAAAUGAAGGAGUGGUGUUACUCUGCAAUCUUUAUGGAUGAUGGUUCAAAGCCAACACUGUUAGGCAUCAGAUCUGUGUCUAGAAAUCAAAAGCAUUUAAUAGAUAAUGGGUGCCUUAAAUAUAUUUUUCUCCUGACUGAUAGGCUGCCUGCAAUCCUGGGAACAGUUGCUACAGUUGGGGAGGGGUAAAAGCCUGAGUUCCUCACUAAUGCUUUUGCGUUCCUAAGGCUAUAUGCUCUAUUUAUUCAGUAUCUGGGUGGCCUAAACAUGUGCAGGAAGAGACUCAUUUGUCACACAUGUAUGCACAGACACACACACACACACGGUUACUGCUUAGGUUACAUAAAGCAACAUCUGAAAAUGAGAAGGAGGCUCAUCAGUCCAUUUAGGGAUCUCCAUCUGAGCCAGUUAACCAGUCUCUCUUUUUCAGUUUUGUUCCCUCACUUAAGGAAAGGUAAUAAUGAAUGGGACUCCCUCUCCUUCAUCACACAUUCAGCCCAUCUGGCUACUGAGUAACUGAAUAAAGCUCUCGCGUCUUUGUGUGUUUUCAGCCAGAUAGUGAGCGAGACUGAGUGACCUAUCUGCCUGUCACCAUGUUAAUGCUGUUGCAGCCGAGACCCUGUUCAGUAUUCCUCAUACAUCUCUGAACCUUGAGUGGGUAGAGUUAAUUGAACUGUAUGCCUUUUACAGUUUGGGAGAGGCUCACUACUGCAUUUCUAAACCACUGCUUUUUAUAUGUAAUGAACUUUCAUAUUACAUUAUUUGAUUUGUCUUAUGUUUAGAAAUAAUAGCAAGGAACGUAAUCUUAAAAGAUGGAAGGCCCUAUGCUUGGAAUUACAUUCCAAUACACGAUGGGAAAAUUUGAAUUCUCAUCUCAAUUGCCAUCUUUACUAACAAAUUUAAUAUUUGGAGUUUCUGCCUAUUUUUUCUGCAUUGCGCAUUUAAGAUAGGCAUUGCUAAUGCUAAUACAGUACAGUGUUCACAGUAAAAAAAACCUUUACAUAGAAAAUAUUAGAAAUUUCAUUCGUCUUAUGCAAAAUAUUUCAAGCAAGACAUAUUUGGAGUACAAUUAACACGUGCUUCCUUUUUCUCUCCUCUUUUUCUUACUCUAUUCAUGAUAUAUUGGAUACAAUUGUAUUUACUGAAAAUCCAGUGUUGUCCUGAUAUUGGCAGGCUGGACCUGCAUGAUAUGGCUUGGAAAUCUAGUGCAGUUACUACGUAAGUCUAGCAUUUUUAAUUGCAUAAGGAGACCAGGAUUUAAAAUGUCAUGUUGAUGAAAGAAGGUGUAAUAAAGCAGACGCUAAAUUAUUCAGAGGGGAGAUAAUUUUUCUUUUUAAAAAAAUAACCUGGGCAAAGGAGAUGUUUUCCAGGUUGUUUUUUCCUUUGUGAUGGUGUUCACCACCUUGCCUGCUGCUAGAGGAACUUCCAGCUAGCACUACUGCUACUGUAGUUUAAGGACUAGAAGCAGUAUGGCUAAAGUCUGAUUAAAGCUAAAUAGUAGGACAAAGAAUGUGUGUCCAUGGGAGGAAGAGUUGAGGACUUUCAGUACAGGUGUUUAGUGUUUUGUGUAGUUAUGGAAUAAUAAAGGGCAUUUUAAAAAGUGGAUACUGCUCAGGUGGCCUCCAAAGAUGUUUCUUAUCAGCAUAAACAAAGCACAUGCUUCUGGAGAACGUUUGGAAAGAUUUAAUAUUUUCGGGAUGCUUGUGUAAUCUAUUAAUCACCUGUCCAAUGGGGCUUUGGUGUUUUCUUUCUUAUAGAAAUUAAUCCAUGUAAUUGCACACACGUUCAAAUGUUUUGCUUUCAAUAGCAUAUUGUAUGGUUUUAAUUUAAGGCAUGACUGCAGUUACAGUUAGGCUACAAAAUCUCAGCUGCAUGUUUCCACAUUCUCCUGCUUCUAGCGUGGGCAAGAGACAGGGUUUCAUGUCAUUAAAUCACUACAGCUAACCAUUGUAACAAGCCAGCCUCGUGUGCCAGUUAAAAUGACUGUCCAAGUAGUCUUGGCAAUUAGCAAAUGAGCAUGAGGACUAUAUCUCAACACCAUGCUUCAGUAAUAUCAGCUAGCCGCUUGUACUCUGAAAACAUCUCAGUCAUUCAAUUUUCUGUUUCAUCAAAUCGAACUUCUUGGUAUGUGAAUUUUCUUUCUGGCUUUUUUUUAAAUGUACAGUGAAUAGGAUGUUGCACUGGUGGCAAUUCAUCAUGGAGCAUAAUAAAAUUAAUUUGACUCAGUA
Pogona vitticeps (central bearded dragon) is the source of this 5370-nucleotide messenger RNA. It is a transcript of the gene WASL, whose product is annotated as WASP like actin nucleation promoting factor. The record is from RefSeq and is a predicted model, not a curated record. Gene Ontology annotation, biological process: actin filament organization. NCBI's taxonomy places the organism in Eukaryota, Metazoa, Chordata, Lepidosauria, Squamata, Agamidae. Gene Ontology annotation, molecular function: actin binding.